Cylas formicarius (sweet potato weevil) is the source of this 1334-nucleotide messenger RNA. It is a transcript of the gene Taf9, whose product is annotated as transcription initiation factor TFIID subunit 9. Gene Ontology annotation, biological process: RNA polymerase II preinitiation complex assembly; DNA-templated transcription initiation. NCBI's taxonomy places the organism in Eukaryota, Metazoa, Arthropoda, Insecta, Coleoptera, Brentidae. The record is from RefSeq and is a predicted model, not a curated record. Gene Ontology annotation, molecular function: RNA polymerase II general transcription initiation factor activity; transcription coactivator activity; protein heterodimerization activity. Gene Ontology annotation, cellular component: SAGA complex; transcription factor TFIID complex. The coding region runs from base 267 to 959 and encodes 230 amino acids. The transcript is spliced from 2 exons.
UACCUCAAUUCGAACGGUCUCCUUUUUACUUCCCAAAACGUUUAUAAAAUUGGACAACCCGUUGCGUCGUAUUAACUCCUUGCGACAUUUUGUUGAACAUCGUUUAAAUCGAAUUAAAAAUAAAUCCAAAAGGAGCCAGUCGUCGGUCUGUGACGCGAACCGUGGACGUAUAGAAAAUAUUCGGGGGUCUGAUUUUAAAGUCGUUUGAUUUUCAAGCCGUUUCAAUCCGUUAUUUCGAACGGAGCCUCGAGCAUUCGACUCGCGCCAUGUCGGAAAAAGAAAAGCAAAAGAAUAACCCACCCAAAAACAUCCCGAAAGAUGGGCAAGUAAUACUCGCCAUCAUGAAAGAAAUGGGUAUAACGGAGUACGAGCCCAAGACGAUCGUGCAGCUCACAGAAUUUGUGUACAGAUACGCGACAUCGAUUCUCGAGGAGGCCAAAAUGUACGCCACCAAUCCGAAGCAGAAAGUGUUGGAUGUGGAUGACAUAAAGCUAGCACUGCAGCUUACGACGGAGAACUCUUUCACGAUGCCACCUCCGCGCGAAGUGGUGCUCGAGUGCGCUUCGGUCAAAAACUACACGUUACUCCCCGCUGUUAAACCCCACUGCGGGCUCCGCUUGCCGCCGGACAGAUAUUGUUUGUCCUCGUGCAAUUACACCCUGAAGAGCGUCCAAAAAAAGGGGCUACAGAAAAACUACAAUGCUGGCGCGGGGGCCAUGUCAAAAAUGAUGCAAAAAUCGAACAUAAGCUUUUUGAAAAGGACCAACGCCGGGGCCCUCAAGCAGACAGUGACGAAAGUGAGCGGCGCCCCGUCCUUGCAGCAGAAAACUAUUUUAAAACCCAAGAUUCAGAUCACCCAGAACAUUCAGCUUGCCGGCUCCCCCACUGGCUCGGGCCACAUGAUGGAGAACAGCUUGAAGCGGAAACGCGAAGAGGAUUCCGAGUUGAUGCAAACUUGAGCCCCGUUGUGGCGCACACAGUGAUCCGUGAUUAUUUCUAGCCCGUGAUGCGAAACUUUAAAAUUUAGAUAUAUACGGAGUCCAUGGCAGUUUCGCAAUUACUUUAUUAUAAUUUGGGAUGGUUUCUUUUUGAACAACUAUGGACCAAUAAACCCUUCAAUAGAAUUUGGUCAGUUUAUUGUACGUGAUAUGUUUGGAGGUCAGUGGUUUGACGCUUCAUUCGUAUGACGUCAUAUUUGUAGUUUUGACUAUUCAAACCAGUCGCUGCCCCGUAAUUUCGCACUGUGUUUUGAUUUUACUAUUUGUUUUUAAAUUGAUAAAAAUAAUUGUCGUUGUUGAAUUAAAUAACCAUAAAGGUGUUGCAUUUUUUUUUUA